Messenger RNA from Papilio xuthus (Asian swallowtail), 2328 nucleotides. Its product is annotated as esterase FE4-like. Bases 101 to 1723 code for a protein of 540 amino acids. The record is from RefSeq and is a predicted model, not a curated record. The transcript has 3 exons. Lineage: Eukaryota; Metazoa; Arthropoda; Insecta; Lepidoptera; Papilionidae.
UGUGCGCUUCUACUGUCCGAUACGUUCCAUUAAUAUUAUAUAUUAACUACAUUUUCUCAUAUUUUUUAACUAAUAUAUAAUAAUAUGAAUGUAUUAAAAAAUGGGACACAGAAAGAAUUUAAUUUUGUUUACUCUACUCGUCUCAAACUUAGUUGACCAGCCGGCGCCAGAAGUGACGAUAGAACAAGGAGUUCUCAGCGGAAAAUUAAGUACUAGUGGAAUGUUUUACGAAUACAUUGGUAUCCCUUAUGCUACUACAAACAGCAGUACGAGAUUUAAGGCACCGGGUGCUCCGCCUUCAUGGGAGGGAGUUUACAAAGCGGUGGAUGAGAUAUACUUCUGUCCACAACCAGUUUAUAUUGGAUACAUUGGUGUCGAAGAUUGCCUCAAGAUCAACGUUUAUGUUCCAACAAUGGCAAAACCACCAUUUCCAGUCAUGGUAUACAUCCAUGGUGGUACGUUUAUUGUAGGCGGUGGAGGGAAACUGGUAUAUGGACCUGAUUACUUGAUAGAAAAAGAUGUUAUAGUAGUAACGUUUAACUACAGAUUGGGUGCACUCGGAUUUUUAUGCCUCGGUAUAAAAGAAGCUCCUGGCAAUGCGGGUUUGAAGGAUCAAAUAACAGCACUACGAUGGGUGAAGAAAAAUAUUGCUGCUUUUGGUGGAGAUCCUGAUAAUAUAACGUUGUUUGGUGAAAGUGCAGGUGCUACAUCUACUGCUUUGUUGUUAGCGAGCAACGCGACUUUAGGUUUAUUCAAUAGAGCUAUAGUACAAAGCGGACCGGCUCUAUCUAAUUGGGUCAUAAACAAAAAUCCCGUACAAGUAGCAAGACUUCUAGCAAAAGCUUUAGGUUACAGCGCUGAUAGUAGAUUGGAUUUAUAUAAAAUAUUUUCUAAGCUAUCAAUAAGAGAACUGGUAGGAACAAAUGUAAGAAUUCCUUCUCUGAAAUACCUCGAUACACAACUAAUGCAUCUGCCGUGCGUUGAAGAGAACAUAGAUGGAGAAGAAGCAGUAUUGACAGAUUUGCCUUAUAAUUUAUUUAAUAAGAAAUCUAAAAGUGUUCCAGUUAUUUAUGGUUUUACUAGCAAUGAAGGUUUAUUUUUGAUAUCCGAAUAUCGGUCUGAUAUGUAUGAAAAUAGAAAUAAAUUUUACAUGUUUGCGUCGGAUUUGAGUUUUAAAAGAGAAAAUGAUGCAGCAAAUGAGUCACAGAAAAUAAGAACAUUUUAUUUUGGAAAUGAUGAUAUAAGUACAAAGAAUAUGAGGAAUCUGUCCGAUAUGUACACGCAUUUAUAUUUUGAAAUGCCUUCCUUGUUUGAAUCGAAGCUUCUGAUCGAAAGAACAAACACAACAGUAUACAAUUACUAUUUCGAUUACUCAGGAUCAAGAAGUUUUAUGAAGAUGCGUAGUGGUUACGUUAAUGAAAAUGGAGCAUGUCAUGGCGAUGAUCUAUUUUAUAUUUUCAAAGCAUUGUUUUUACCUGUAACGUUAUUUCAAAGGGAUCAAAAAAUGAUAGAUACAAUGACAACCUUAUGGACUAACUUCGCUAAAUACGGGGAGCCAACCCCGGAUGAAACAGAACUUCAAGUCAAAUGGAUGCCAAGUAAUAAACACCAAAUGAACUUCCUAUAUAUAAACGAUGACUUGAAGAUGGGAAAAAUGCCGAAUCCGAAGCCUUAUCAAUUAUGGAAAACUCUUUAUGAUAAAUAUAGAAAGCUUUCUAUUUAAUAAAUUUGAAACACGUCUCUGCCUUGCUAAUUUAUAAGAUAAAUCCAUAGUAUAACUAAAGCUGAAAGGAAAGAUAGGAAGAAUAUUAAAAUCAGUUGAGCAGUUUGGAGUUAACCGGAUUUCUUUCAGAUGCUUAUUCCCGAACAAGCAAAGAAAUCUAAUGUUCAUAAUAAUAUUAGGAAACACAUAACCAAAAAAUUGCGAAUUCGAGAAUCAAAUAUAAUGACUAAAGUUAAUUAACAUUUAAGAAUGUUCGUAAGAAAAGCAUAGAAAGCAAUUAACAUUAAACUGGUAAGACAUAAAUUGUACUAAUAAUAAGACCGCGGAUACAAACUAAGCGAUGAGCGGAGCACCACGACAGCAGAUCGAGACUACUACUCCGCUCUCGCUCGUUUCAUGCGUGUCGCUGUAUUGUGCUACACUUUUGAUUGUUGCCCCGCUCCGCCCGUGGCGUCGCCCCGCUCGUCCCUAAUUUCGUGCCCGUGGCUUAAGUACCUACUUGUCACUUACGAAGUUGACGACGUGUAUCAGAAUAAUUAUCAAGAGUUGAUUCAAGACAUUGUAACGUGUUUUAAUUAUUCAUCACUUUCUCAAUUUUCUUGCUU